GUUAAUAUUGGUGCACAAGUUAUUAACGUUUGGGAGAGAAAGAUGGGAGCUAAGGACUUGCAGAAGAAGCUAAAGAAAAAGAAGAAUAAAGAUGGAGACUCCCAAACAAUGAACUCUAACUUUGUUCAAAAUGAGGAAAAUUUUCCCAAGGUAACAAAAGAAAAGAAAAGGAAGAAGAACAAAUUGGAAAUGCAAAAUAGAAGAAGCAAGGAUGAGAUAGAUGAAUGCCAUCUCUCAUAUCAUAAAGAUGAAUCAAGUAAUGGCGAAAAGAAGAAAAGCAAAUCAUCAAAGCCGAAGAGGAAAAAUCACGCACUUGCUGAAAGUGGUGGAGUUAAUCAAUCUAAUGAAAUAGAGGAUGGAAUUGGUGAAGAAAAUACCAUAUCGAGUGAACCUGGUAAUGAGGAGACAAGGAAAUCCAGGAAAAAGAAGAGAAAAAGUGAUAAGAGAGCUGGAAAAGCUGAAGCUGACGGUGUCCCUAAACGACAAAGAGGCAAUUUAAAAGAGGCCGACGAUGUUGUAGAGAAGGAUCGUCCAGUUUCAAUGGCUAAGGAUAAUUUUCCAGUGGAGAGAGAACAAGCUAAAGAAGAAGAGAUUUAUGAACUAUCUUCAGGGGACGAGGAUUACUCCAAAGGAAUGAAAAAAUGGGUUGCUGAUUAUCAUCAGAAUAGGCCAGGGUUAGAAGUGUUGCAACAAAGGAUUGAUGAGUUUAUAACUGACUACGAGGCGAAAAAGGAACAGGAAAAGAAAGAAAAAGAAGCCCUUGCUGCAGAAGAUGGAUGGACCGUUGUUGUACAUCACAAAGGCAGGAAAAAGACUACGGAUUCUGAAACUGGAAUUGCAGUUGGUUCUGUUUCUCAGGCUGCAGUUAUGGAUAAUAUGGCCAAAAAGAAAAAUAAAGACGUGGGAUUAGAUUUCUACCGGUUUCAGAAAAGAGAAGCAAAGAGAAACGAGAUCAUGGUGCUGCAGAGCAAAUUUGAGCAGGAUAAGAAGCGGAUACAACAGUUGAGGGCUGCAAGAAAGUUUCGACCUUACUGAACAAAGAAAAUUUCCGGAACAGAGUUGUAAGCUACAAAAAAUUUCCGGAGGAGAACCGGUUUCGAAAUUAUUAAGUUCAAAUUCUGCUUCUUUAAAGAGAACCAGCUUAACUAACAGCAGAGGUGAUUGAUAAGGUUAUGUGAUACGCGUGAGAUGAGUAUAGAUGAGCUAUUUUUCUUGUAUGUAGUUCCCGUUCCCGUUGUAGUGGGCUAGAUGCAAAAUUUUUGUUACCGAAGCUUAUGCUUUAUGCUGUUAAUGGUAGGAAUUUCACUUACAUCUCAGCCUAGAGUUGGCUGAUUUUCCCCGGGGUCAGGGAAAUAAAAAACUAUUUUAUUUUUUCUACUA
Molecule: messenger RNA, 1380 nt
Organism: Lycium barbarum (goji berry)
Lineage: Eukaryota; Viridiplantae; Streptophyta; Magnoliopsida; Solanales; Solanaceae
Exons: 8
Coding region: 43-1035 (330 amino acids)
Biological process (GO): rRNA processing; ribosomal small subunit assembly
Cellular component (GO): CURI complex; UTP-C complex
Source: RefSeq, a predicted model, not a curated record